Messenger RNA from Scleropages formosus (Asian bonytongue), 2194 nucleotides. It is a transcript of the gene slc45a2, whose product is annotated as solute carrier family 45 member 2. Gene Ontology annotation, cellular component: membrane. The record is from RefSeq and is a predicted model, not a curated record. The transcript is spliced from 7 exons. Lineage: Eukaryota; Metazoa; Chordata; Actinopteri; Osteoglossiformes; Osteoglossidae. Gene Ontology annotation, molecular function: sucrose:proton symporter activity. The coding region runs from base 56 to 1732 and encodes 558 amino acids. Gene Ontology annotation, biological process: transmembrane transport.
AGCAGUCCGAUCGUCUGACGGCAGCCAGGUUGGCUGCUGCUGUCGGGGUCCCACCAUGACGUUGGUGACUGAAGAGGACCGGUGCCAGCUGGCUGCCCCCGGUUCUCGCGACUCGUCCCUGGAGUAUUCGUACGAUUGCAGGUCAAAGGAGGACUUUGUGGAAAGCAUGGAGCCGGCGCCGUUUGGGCUGAUGGAGCCGCCUCGGCGCUCUCGCGGCCGACUGCUCAUGCACGCAACGCUGAUGUUCGGCCGGGAGUUCUGCUACGCGGUGGAAGCGGCCUUUGUGACCCCUGUGCUGCUGAGCGUGGGUCUCCCACGCAGUCUCUACAGCCUGGUGUGGCUCCUGAGCCCAAUGCUGGGCUUUGUGCUGCAGCCCAUCGUGGGAUCCUCCAGUGACCGCUGUCGCUCACGCUGGGGCCGCCGGAGGCCGUACAUCCUGGCCCUGGGACUCCUGAUGCUGGCGGGGCUCACCCUCUUCCUCAACGGUGAUGCAGUUGUGUCAGCCAUCGUCAAGGAAAGGACAUUGAAGAGGACGUCCGCCAUUGUGGUUGUCAUGUUCGGCGUGGUGCUCUUUGACUUUGCAGCGGAUUUCAUUGAUGGACCUGUCAAGGCCUACCUCUUUGACGUGUGCUCGUACCAGGACAAGGAGAGGGGCCUCCACUACCAUGCCCUGCUCACAGGUCUGGGCGGUGCUGCUGGCUACCUGAUUGGGGCAAUGGACUGGGGUCAUUCAGCACUGGGCGUUCUGCUGGGAUCUGAGUACCAGGUGAUCUACUUUUUCUCCGCACUCACCCUGGGGAUCUUCCUCGCCGUACACCUCUUCAGCAUCCCCGAGAGUCCAUUGGUUCAAGUCGUCGACUCCGACCUCGAGGCCAGUAUGCGGCUCCUAGGCUCACACGCCAGCGGUGGGGUGUAUGGAGCCCUGCCCAAGGACACCCCUCCAUCGCACGAGGUCCGGGCACGCUCCUUCUCAGCUCUGGGAGAGGCCAACGCCGUCACUCCCAGUGCUAAGCAACCCAACAAAGAGGCCCAGAAAAGGAUGACGCUCAAAUCUCUGCUCCUGACGAUGCUCAACAUGCCCAACCACUACCGCUGCCUGUGUGUCAGUCACCUGCUGGGCUGGACGGCCUUCCUCUGCAACAUGCUGUUCUUCACCGACUUCAUGGGGCAGAUCGUAUACAAAGGCAACCCGUAUGCGGACCACAACUCUACGGCUUACCUGACCUACGAGCGAGGGGUGGAGGUGGGCUGCUGGGGUCUGUGCAUCAAUGCUGUGUCAUCUGCACUCUACUCAUAUGUGCAGCGCUUCCUGUUGCCCUACAUUGGCCUGAAAGGGCUCUACUUCACGGGCUACUUCGUGUUUGGGUUGGGCACUAGCCUCAUCGGCCUGUUCCCAAACAUUGUGUCCACGCUCACUCUGUGUGCUGUGUUUGGCGUCAUGUCCAGCACCCUGUACACCGUGCCCUUCAAUUUGAUCUCUGAAUACCACCGUGAGGAGGAGGAGGAAAAACUGAAGCCUGAGAGCGAGAGUGGGAAGCAGGAGGGACGUGGUACUGGCACAGAUUGCGCUGCCCUCACCUGCAUGGUGCAGCUGGCUCAGAUCAUUGUGGGUGCAGGGCUAGGUGCUCUCGUCAACAUGGUGGGCAGCGUCAUCGUUGUGGUGCUGUCGGCCUCAACGGUCUCCCUCGUUGGCUGCCUGUUCAUCGUCUUCUUCAUCAGAGAUGUGAAAUAAUCCCUGUAAUGUUGUCCGAUAAAUUCUCUACAUUCCUUACCAUCUGCUUCCAUUUUUCAGCACAAAACAAGUGUUUCUCCACUGGUAUUAUAUUUAUCCAGGAUACUGAAGACAUUACUGUCACUCCCCUUUUGAAAUUUUCCUUAACCAUCUUUUCUGUGGGGGCACCUUUCUGAAGUGUUAACAGUGCUAUCAAAAGUUUGUACACUUGCUGGAUACUGUUUUUCUCACAAGGCAUGCAGUUAAGAAGUUUUGUCAGAAAAUCAGCCAACACGUCUUCGCAGCGCUUCCAGAGAUGUUGGGCAUUUGUGGGUUGCUUUACAUUCAUUUUUCUGUUCAGUUCUCUCAUCUAAGAACUCAAAAUGUGACUGAUAUUGUAUAUUUUUUUCUUCUAAGCAAAAGGAUGUUUGAAAAAUUAUUUAAUACUAUAAUCUGAAUUGUUUAGACACCCUGUUUUGCCAG